UUUCCUCCUUCCCUUCAACCUUCGCAGAGCCGCCAACCAAAUACCAAAUCUCUCAGCCAGAUGUACACUCAGCACUUCCAGGAGAACCACUUGAGUUGCGCUGUCAAUUGAAAGACGCCGUCAUGAUCAGUUGGACUAAGGAUGGGGUCCCUUUGGGGCCCGACAAUAGGACAGUGAUUAUUGGGGAGUACUUACAAAUUAAAGAUGCUUCACCCAGAGAUUCGGGCCUCUAUGCUUGCACUGCUAUUAGGACCCUAGACAGUGAUACUCUGUACUUCAUUGUAAAUGUUACAGAUGCUCUUUCUUCUGGGGAUGAUGAAGAUGACAAUGAUGGGUCUGAGGACUUUGUGAAUGACAGCAACCAGAUGAGUAAGUAGCAGCACGCUGCCGGAGGUGCCUGGCAAGAUAAGCUUCACAUGGAAAAUAGCAUCCAGUUUCUUGCACUCCUGCCUUCAGAGCUCCUCGACUGUUAACUGCAUGUGCUAUCAAAUAGUGGUAUCUUCUGUCCUCUUCCAUUUUCUGUUUCUCCUGGUUCGUAAUUUGGAGCAAAAAGAAAAAAU
Molecule: messenger RNA, 560 nt
Organism: Meleagris gallopavo (turkey)
Lineage: Eukaryota; Metazoa; Chordata; Aves; Galliformes; Phasianidae
Source: RefSeq, a predicted model, not a curated record